AUGCUGGGCCUUCAAUUGAGCUUGGCUCUCUUGAGCGCGUGCUGUCUUUUCGCCGCAGCCUUUGCUCACCCGCAGCAUGGCCUGAAGAUACAUCUCUCUACAGCGGACGGACUCCUCAAUAGCAGCACGACCGGUCGCAUUCUUGUGCUCUUCGCCCCUGCAGGAGUCGAUCCCCUGGAAGAUGUCGAUGUCGCAACAACUCCGAACUAUUUCUAUGGCCAAAAUGUGUACGACUUUGAUACUGGCGACACUGUUACUUUGACGGGCGGAAGUAGAAAGCGUACCAGCUAUGGGGUAUGGGGCUACCCAAACGCCAGCUUGGACGAUCUACCAGCUGGAGACUAUACCGUCCAGGCCUUUCUGAACCAAUAUGAGGACGUUACACGCAGCGACGGCUCUCAAGUCAGUCUUCGAUUCCCUUGCGGCGAUGGUCAAAAGAGCGUCGCUGGUCCAGGCAGUCUUGUAACUUUGGCGACAAAUGUCACCGUCUCAGGCGAUUUCCAAACUAUCGAGCUCACAUUCGAGGCUGUGGUACCCGAGGAUCCUCUCGAGGGCACCGAGAUUGGCGGCUGCUCUCAGGGAAACUACCCUGAUACCGAAAUCCUGAAGCGCGUCAAGAUACGGAGUGAAGUGCUAAGCAAAUUCUGGAAUCGAGACAUGUAUGUCGGUGCGAACAUUCUUCUCCCAUUCGGCUACGAUGCGAACGACACGAGCAAGCGAUAUCCGGUCAUCUAUUCGCAAGACCACUGGACUGGAGGCGACCCUUCGUUUGCUGGAUAUUAUGAUGCCGACUUGAUACAGCAGUGGGCCAGUGGGAUCAUUCCAUCGACUAAUGGCGGUGAAGGUCGCGAGACACCGAAGCUGAUUCUGGUGACGCUUCGCCACGAGGCGCCAUACUACGACGACUCUUACGCCGUCAACACAGCCAACCUCGGCCCUUAUGGUGACGCCAUCAACGACGAGCUGAUCCCAAUCAUCGACAAGAUGUUCAACACUAUCGCCAAGCCGUACGCCCGAAUCCAGGAGGGCGGCUCGACAGGCGGCUGGGAAUCUGCCGCGAGCGUCAUCUUCAGACCAGACCUCUUCGGUGCCUGCUUUUCCUCAUACCCGGACUCACUAGACUUCCACCGCCACCAAGACAUCCCGCUGUACGAUGCUCAGAACGCAUACACCCGCCCAAACGGCAGCAAGAUCUACUCUGUCCGAGGCGAUGUCGACGGAGUGCUGACGAAUCUCGUGACAGUCGAGCAAGAAAACCACUGGGAACUCACAUACGGUACAUCAUCCCGCUCAGGAAACCAAUGGGACGUCUGGAACGCCGUUUUCGGCGCUCAAGGUCUUAACGGCUACCCCCUCGAAACCUGGGACAAAGUCAGUGGCGAGAUCUACCCCGAAGCAGUCGAGUACUGGAAACCGAUGGACUUGUCGAAUUACAUCACCAGCCAUUGGGAUGCUUCCACCAAAAACCUCGGCGAAAUCCUAAAGAAUCGUAUCUUCAUUUCUGUCGGCACCUGGGACGACUACUUCCUCAACGAAGGCGUCGCAGAAUUCCAGAAACGAGUCUCGGAGAAAGGAGGACCGGACUGGGCGAAUGUCACUUACCUUGAAGGGCAGCCGCAUGGGGGCUUGUACCAAAAUAGGGAAAUUUGGAACUACCUGUUCUUUCUCGAAAGCUGGAUUACGGACCACGCUCCUGACGGGAAGACGCCUUUGUCUGAAAAUGUCACAAGGCCUGCGGCGAGAGGAAAUCUCUGGGGAGAUGUCAUCGCGCGAGGAGGUCGCCAGGCUGCACUUGCAAGGCAAGCUCCUCCAAAACUCCAAAGCAAGCCAGGCUGGCAGGGCCGUUCAGUCGUGGAAGGCAGUGUCGGACGCUGGGACCCUGGUGUUCAGCUCGAAGCACAGUGGAUUGUGCAGCUUGCGGUUGUGGGGAGGAAGAGGGGGUAUAAAGAGGAGACGAGGAAGAGUGGUGUCGUCAAGGGGAGGUUGUGA
This is a messenger RNA of Zasmidium cellare ATCC 36951, 1989 nucleotides long. RefSeq lists its product as uncharacterized. Bases 1 to 1989 code for a protein of 662 amino acids. The transcript has 3 exons. The record is from RefSeq and is a predicted model, not a curated record. NCBI's taxonomy places the organism in Eukaryota, Fungi, Ascomycota, Dothideomycetes, Mycosphaerellales, Mycosphaerellaceae.